Messenger RNA from Rattus norvegicus (Norway rat), 3131 nucleotides. RefSeq names its product exocyst complex component 3-like 4 (gene Exoc3l4). Gene Ontology annotation, biological process: exocytosis. NCBI's taxonomy places the organism in Eukaryota, Metazoa, Chordata, Mammalia, Rodentia, Muridae. The record is from RefSeq and is a predicted model, not a curated record. Gene Ontology annotation, cellular component: exocyst.
CCCUUCAGGCUGUGUGGUGAAGAUAAGUAACUGGGUGCCUGAGGCUAGGGCCCUAGGGCACCAUUGUACCCUCCUCCAGAUCAGUCAGGAAGGGAAUGCUUCUUAAGAGACUUCCUGUUUGAGCAGAAGGGAUCCUGCCUUUUGUGCUGAAGGGGAUGCUAUCGCCACGGACAGGGGACCCUGGACCAGAGCUUAAAAGCCCCAGAGAGCCUAGGAAGUCACAGACCCUACCUGUAAGCACCUGGAAGUCCAACAGUAUGAAGGAGCAAAGCACGCAUCCCGGGGACGGCAUGAAACCCAGCCUGGGCUCACUGAAGAGGACCCUUUUCCGGACCAGCCUGCGAGCUUCAACACACAAGCCCAAGGAGGACGAGGGCCUGCUCAGGCGGAGCUCCCGUUUUCUGUUCAGGUCCUUGAGACGGGCCCUAGAUGAAGGCCUAACUGCUGGGCAUCCCCAAGGCACUGCUGUACCAGAGAAGCCCUCCAGGGUCACAGAUGGUGUCAGCCAGCAGGCAGCCACUGGGGUGGAGGCUGAGGAUCUGGAACGCCAGGCAGAAAGUAAAUCCGUGGCUGACCUCAUCACUGAGCGGCAGCUAGUGAAGGCCUUUGAGCAGUUGCGGUAUCUGGAGACGCAGCUAGUAGCGGACAAAACCUCACGCACCUUUACACAGGACCCCACCGCCUAUGCGCGGCGCGCUAUGGACCUUUGUCUACAUUACGACGGAAUGGCUGCGGAGAUAGGAGCCAUUGUACGCGAGGCGCUGAAUUCCGAGGGCGUGGAUCGAGACGCUCUGGCGGAACUGGCCCAAGUGGUGCACUUGGAAGAGGAGGCCCAUCAGACCGCCCAAGCCGAGGGUGAUUUCUUGAGUACACCCCGCCACUGGCGUCAGCACUGGGAGGACGCGGUGCGGCUCAGCGCUCAGGAGCGCGUGCAGCAGGCAGGCGCCAAAGUCAUCCCGGGGGCUGCAGAGGGCGCAUCCGACCUGGCCCAGCUUCUGGCUGAGCUCGGCGGCGUGGUUCGCCGCGACCUGCAGAAGGUGCGAUCAGAGAUGCAGCCCGCUUACGAAGCCACCGACUUCCCAGUGUGGGAGACCUACUUGCGUGCCUUCCACAGCGCAGUGGCCCAGCGCCUGCAGGAGCUGGCGCGAGACGCCCGCGGCUGUGAGCAGCUCUACGUGCUGUUAGACUGGGCCGCUAAUGUUUAUGGCAGCCCUGACUUCCUGGGCGCCCCAGACUUGGCGCUGCCCACCGAACCGCUGCCCCCACUCCUAGAGCCUGCCCUGUGGGCUCGACUGGAAAGUGACUACACUAGCUUCCUAGAGACCAAGAUCACCAGCUGUUUUGACAGCAUCUUGCAGCUGGAGCAGAGUCGCUGGGAAGCCGGCGAGGACCUGGAAGUGCUGCAGGGCCUCUACCACGCGCCCUUGUCCAUCGAUGUGCACAUGCUGGUAGCUGAGCACGUGAAGGCGGCUGGCGCAAUCUCCGCGGAGCUAGAGGCCACCACCCUGCAGAUCUGUGCGCGUGCGCUCUGCCUCUUUGUGCCCAGGUUCGAAAAGGCUUUUCUGGCGUCGAAGGCCGUGAGCGAAUGGUACCUGGGUGCUUACAUUAACGCCUGCGUAGAGCUGAGAACCAGUCUUCUGGCCAGGUUCCCGGGAACCAUAAAGGAACUGGAGAGACCCCUGGUGGCUGCCACCAAUAACUUCCAGAAGCAUUUGCUCCAGAUUGCACAGCAAGACAUUCAGCCACUAUUCAAGGUGCUAUAUACCAGGAACUGGCUCACACAGGACACACUGCAUCCACUCAUGGACAAGGUGGUGGACUUUGCACAUCACCUUGAGCAUGUGACCCCACCACUGGCACAGGACACUCUGCAGGAGGUGCACCGUUUUGUGGUCCGAGAAUACCUGGGGCAGGUGCUGAGGCCCCACGAGAGGUUCAGUGGCUUGGAUCGAGUGAAGGGCUCCCACAAGAUGAGCCUGGAUGCCCAGGCCAUUAGCAACACUUUCCGGGGCUUGGGUUCUGAAGCCAAGUGGCUGGACCAAGCCAUCCCGUCGGUGGCUGAGAUCCUGGGCGAGACAUACAAAGACGACAUCCGGCGGCACCUGGAAACACUUAUACGGAGCUACCCGGACAUCAGGCGAGACCACAUUCUGGCCAUUCUGGCACUACGCAGACUCGGUCGCCGUCGGAACCAGAAUCUCUUGCAGCACACCCAAGACCUGCUGAGGGCAGCCCACGAGAACAGGCCCUCCUCACACCACGUGCUCUUUGAGGAGAUUGAAGUGCCCACCUCUGUGGAUGUGCUCAUCACCUGCAUCUAGGGCUGAAUGUCGAGCAGGAGCCUCCUAGGCAGAGGAUCUGUCACCCUCCCUUUGACUGACCCCAAGUUGGGAGCCUAGUGAGUCAUUCUGGCCCUUUUCCCAGCUCCGAAGCCUGGAGCCUUGGAAUUUUUGGUCUUAGUUGCCUGGAUGCUCAGCCAGGGGGAACCAAGAGAUGAGGCAUCCCAGGCAUUUGUGGGGGAGUCUUUUGGGGUUGCGGCACCUCCUUACAGGACUUCAGGCCAGGGGAGGCUUCCCUUUCUGACUGCUCAGCACAUCCACCCUAUAGUGCGAAGCUGAGGAUUCCAAAAAUAAAUGUGAAUUAAAAUAGCACCUAAGGUUGGGCACGCUGAGAUGGUUGGGAGAGGUGAUGCUGGACUGAAUGAAUGGCAUGCCAGAGCCAGUCCUGAGCUGGAAAGCCCCUGCCCGAAGAGCCUUCGCUCCUCCUUCAGAGAUUGUGUCCCCAACACCCACAUGGCAGCAAGCAACCACGUUCAACUCCAACUCCAGAGGCUCAAACGCCCUCUCUGGCCUCUGUGAGUGUGUGCUUGUGCUGUACACAGACAUGCAUGCUGGCAAGGCGCCUGUGCAGGAAGUAAAAAUAAAUAUAUUUAAAAGGCAACAACAAAACAAAGCCAGAGACCCUCACCCUGGGUCCCUAGCCACAGAUACCACAUUGGUCUUGCCCAGAGGGGGUAGACAGAACUCAGCCUCUUGCCAGGCACCUGAGCCCUUGUGAGCACCAGUCCUGCGGCUUGUGCUAGUCUAGUUUCCUGUAGCAAAGACUUUCAAACAAUAAAAGUUGUCAGGUCA